Folsomia candida is the source of this 1321-nucleotide messenger RNA. Its product is annotated as PR domain zinc finger protein 5. Gene Ontology annotation, molecular function: RNA polymerase II transcription regulatory region sequence-specific DNA binding; DNA-binding transcription factor activity, RNA polymerase II-specific. The transcript has 3 exons. Gene Ontology annotation, biological process: regulation of transcription by RNA polymerase II. Gene Ontology annotation, cellular component: nucleus. NCBI's taxonomy places the organism in Eukaryota, Metazoa, Arthropoda, Collembola, Entomobryomorpha, Isotomidae. Bases 481 to 1275 code for a protein of 264 amino acids. The record is from RefSeq and is a predicted model, not a curated record.
UUAACUCAUUUUCUGAAUAUCGCUCACAUGCUUUAAAUACGUAUGUCUGGCGUGGUUAGUUAUUUUAUUUAUUAGCUAAAGCAUUCGUCGUUAAAAAAUUUAACCUUUUUUUGUCAAACAAACAAAACAAGACACACAUUUCACUACUCACUCUCACUCAAACUUCUGUGACUCAUAAAUCAAAUAUUGGAGAUAAAAUUGAAUACAUUUAAAACCAAUCAAUAGCCAAAGAAAAAUUUUUGGGAAAUAUAUUGCUAAUUUUCCCCACCGCUUUCAUAAUUCAGGGAAAGUUUCUCUAUGAAUAAAUUGCAUUCGUUUUAGAAAAGUUAAGCGCACAAUUUUUAGUUUGAAACCAAACAGAAUCGAGAUGGAUCUCACACCUCGGACGAAAUUUGAAUGUCCCACGUGCUAUAAAACUUUCAAGUUGAAGCGUCAGCUUGCCUGGCAUCUCGUCACGCACGCCCCCGACGCACAAGUGAAAUGCAAGGUAUGCGGGAAAAUUUCGAAAAACCCAGUCGCCUUGUCUCGUCACAUGAAAAAUCUUCACACCAACUGGAAACGGCCCAGUUGCGACAUUUGUCAAAUAGUGUUCUCAACUCUCCCAGUUUACGGAGACACACCGAAGCCAUCCACAUUACUCAUGAACGACCCCGUUUGCCAUGUGGGUUUGUCGGAUGUGACAAAACUUUCCUCAAGAAACAAAAUGUUUCGCGACACGUGAGAGCUGAACAUGCCGAGAACCCGGUCCGAUUUCGGUGCACACUUUGCGGGAAAGAAUUCAAAAUGAAGAUAGAACUUGAGAGCCACGUUCCCACCCACACGACCGAGAAGCCGUACAAUUGUGCCACUUGCGGUAGGAGUUUUGCCCUCAGGAGGACCAUGAAAAGUCAUGAGCAGACGCAUUUGGAAAAAUCUGCCCGAGACAUUUUCCAGUGUCACGUCUGUCCUGGUACCUUCUUAAAGAAAGGGGGUCUACAAGCCCACGUCCAAGUUGUGCAUGAAAAUCGGAGGAAUUAUCCUUGCACAAUUUGUGAUAAGAGAUUCUCCAGCUCAUCAGAAUUGAAGCGUCACGUGGAGGCGAGACAUGUCACAAAUAAAGAGCUGGUCCAUUCCUGCGACAAGUGCGAGUACAGGAGCUACUCAAAAGUCAAUUUAACUCACCCCGUGAGACGUCACAAUCCUGCGAAUUGGCGCAAGUGUUAUUUUUGCAAUAAGUUUAUCACCUUGCAAAACUUGGUUAAACACUACAGUCGAAUUCAUUGUCACGAGAAGUAGAACGUAUAUAAUUGUGUUUUAUGUGUGUGUUAUGCCACAUUCAAAC